CAAACGGUCGUUUUCUGCUUAUUUUUGUGUUUAUUACGCAGAACUUUUGAUUUUUUGUCAUUUUUGGGGCUGAAAAUGAGCACAACUAACGACGAAACUGGCGAAAUUGAGAAUUCGGUGCAUCUGACGUUGAAUGAUUUCGACUUGGAAACGGGCGAAAGCAUAAAUCCAUGCGUUGCGGGUCCAAAUAUGAACAUUUUUCGCUUCGGAAGGAAGUCGACGACGUUUCAAGUGCCCAAAAGUUGCUUGGAGGAGACCAAAAAGCACGGCAGAAAGAGCUCCAUUUCGAAUAAAAGGACUUAUUCUGUGGCAAAUAAAAAAGACAUCAUUAAUUUGAAAGAAGCAAUAAUUUUAGGAUACAACAAAACCUCUCAUCGGAUGUUCUUCAUUCCCUCACUUUUCAUGUUUCCGCAAUUGUCGGCGGCGAUUUUGAUUGUUACGGAAAUUUUGUUGCACAUUUGGGCCCAUCGGAGGAACAGCAAGAACACGAAUGACUGCAUUUACUACAGAUCGCCGUUGCAUGCGCUGACGAGCCAAUUUUGCGGAAGAUGUCGUCAAACGAUGAUACAGGAAACAGUUUCGGAAUUGCACGAUAAGCGAUUGCGGAAGUACAAGUCGUUAUGGCGUUAUGUGUCAAGGUCGAUUGGAUAAAAAAAAAAACUGAAAAAAAAAGUUUUUUUGUUAUUAAAUUUUUCAAUAAAGUUUGUCGUUUUAAAGAAAAUUUUAUUAAAAAAUUGUGUGAAAUUG
This is a messenger RNA of Culicoides brevitarsis, 747 nucleotides long. RefSeq lists its product as uncharacterized. The coding region runs from base 76 to 651 and encodes 191 amino acids. The transcript has 2 exons. The record is from RefSeq and is a predicted model, not a curated record. Lineage: Eukaryota; Metazoa; Arthropoda; Insecta; Diptera; Ceratopogonidae.